Molecule: messenger RNA, 4354 nt
Organism: Podarcis raffonei (Aeolian wall lizard)
Lineage: Eukaryota; Metazoa; Chordata; Lepidosauria; Squamata; Lacertidae
Gene: KIF9
Product: kinesin family member 9
Exons: 21
Coding region: 1729-4152 (807 amino acids)
Biological process (GO): microtubule-based movement
Molecular function (GO): microtubule binding; ATP binding; microtubule motor activity
Source: RefSeq, a predicted model, not a curated record
AAGCCAGUUCCACACUCUUCCCUUCAGGUGGACUUUGGGGUGGGGUGGUGGAGUUUGAUGGCAAAGAUGCCACCCCACAGACAUAGCCCCUCUGUUGACCAGCAUCAUCUGCUCCCUGGCAGUUGAUGACAGAGUAUCCGGAGGGAGGGGGGAAAUGAUGUGGCAGCAAUAGAAGAGAUGGACAUAUGUUGGCAACAGGAGUGGGAAACCUGAUUUUUAAAAACCGCAGUAAAUUAAAGCAAUUAGGUUUGAUUUGCAUCAAUUUGGAAAACUAAUAAAAAUAAUUUGUAAAAUAAAAUAGAGCUUAGGAUGGGUGGGGGUUGGCAGGCGACUGAUAAUAAAGACCACAAGUCGCAGAAGCAGCCCUCCCCAGUGAAUUGCAGGUUGUCCUGGCCCCUGGCCCUUGAGAGAUAGGCGAUUUGUGCAGUACAGUGAGGUUCCUGUUGUCUGUUCUUCCUUGAGGAACAAGAGAUUGCUGGGGGUGCUUCCAGAAUGUUGCUAUUUUCAAGUGAGAUUCAGUAAAAAAAACCCCAGCAAAUUCAGGUUGCACUAUUACAGUUGACCGUUAGGUCUUGCGCAUUAAAUGUGCUUCUCCCAAAGAUCAGACUUCGUGCAAUAAGGAAAAGUGGCGAGGGAAUGCGCUGGAAUGUCCUUCGAUGCAAUGUUACCCUCCCUGCAAACACAUUAGAAUUCAUGCUCAUUUAACAGCCAAUGCCAGACUCUUCCAGAAAGUUGCUGUUUGCAGGAAGGAUUGGAGUACAUUCCGGAGAAUUCAGGUUGCCAAAUUAUCCCUGACUGGGAUGGCGUCUGGAAGCACCUGCCGUCUAAUCUCCCCACAAAGAAAUCAGGAUGAAUGCUCAAUAAAGAGGCCAUCUGGAAGCAAUUGUAGUUGGGGAGAUAGACGUUCACACCUCUAUUUUCCCACCUCCAAGUUACUCAGGAUUCUUUGUAAGGAAGCAGAAAAGCUAAACCUUUUUGCCUGAGGCGGCGGUGAAGAGCUGUGGUUCUCCAGAUGCUGUUGAUGAGAGCGCAGCAACAUCUGGAAGGCCACCGAAUCCUAGUCCCUGUGGUUAGAUGGUUUAGCAGCCUUUUAGCAUCUCUGGUUUCCAAAAGCCUGUUGCUUCUUAGAAUAGCUCCAGAAGUAGUUCCACACAAGGGAAUGAAGACUUACGCACACCCCGGCCAACUUCAUUUUAUUCAAAAUUAAACCCAGAGUUCUAUAUUUCUUGGCUCCGUCGCUGAGACAUACUAGUGGCUGGUGAGAAGGAGGAACGCCUGUCUCUGAUCUGAAGCCUUCGCAAGAAGAAGGGUGGGGGAGUUUGAUGAACUGUUCCUUCACUCCACUCCAUCUUGCCGGUGGGAGCUGGCCAUGGAAACUGAGGGAACAGUCUUGCUGCUUCCAAGUUCUGGCAGGAGAAUGUCUGUAGCUCUGUUCAGAGUGUCUGCCUUGCAUGCAAAGCUUGGGAGACAUCAAGUUCCUCACCAGUCUAGGCAACAUGGAGGCCUCCAGAUGAUCUUCUCCUUUCAUCCUUAAGCCAGCAUGACCAGUGGUUAGAGAUUAUGUGAGUUGUCAUUCACCAACACCUGGAAGGAACUGCUUCUGCUAGGGAGGCUCUGGGAAGAACUACACUCCCAUAUUGCCUCUGACACUGGAAUUUCACCUUCAUGUGUCAAACACUGGAGGUAUUUAAUCUGAGCUUCUUCUCCUGAUCCAGAGUGCACAUCACCAUGUGUGCCUGUCCAAAGAGAGUUAGCGCAUUUGCACGAGUCAAGCCGACGGGUGACUUCCCACAAGACAUGAUCAAGUUCGGGGAAGACAAUAAGACGAUGGAAAUAUACAUUGAGAGAGACCGCACGAAAGGAGUAGUCAACAACAAGCAGACAGACUGGUCCUUUAAAUUAGAUGGUGUUCUUCACGAUGCCCCCCAGGAUGCGGUUUAUGAUGCAGUAGCCAGAGAUUUGGUCUCCCAGGCCCUUAAUGGAUAUAACGGUACUAUAUUAUGCUAUGGGCAAACUGGAGCUGGCAAGACUUUCACUAUGACGGGAACAACUGGAAACUACAAGCAUCGAGGGAUCAUACCCCGAGCUAUCCAACAGGUAUUCAAGUCAAUGGAGGAACACGGGAGUCAGUUCAUCACCGUUCGAAUUUCGUACCUGGAAAUCCACAACGAGAUCAUCUUUGACCUUUUAGCCACGACCCCCAGUGACAUUCCGCUGUCUAUAGGAGAGGGACCCCAAGGUGUCUAUGUGAAAGGCUUGACGGUACACGCAGCCCCCCACGAAGAAAUUGCUUUAAAUCUCUUGUUCGAGGGGGACACCAAUAGAUCUGUUGGUCAACACGCUCUGAACAGGAACUCUUCCAGGUCUCAUUGCAUCUUCACUAUUUACAUCGAGUGUCAUUCCAGAAUUCUUUCUGAUGCCCGUUACGUGACCUCCAAAAUUAACCUGGUGGAUCUAGCAGGCUCAGAGAGGCUGGCAAAGACCAAAUCGGAGGGGUAUGGACUGAAGGAAGCAACUUACAUCAACAGGUCUCUGUCGUACCUGGAACAAGUUAUUAUUGCGUUGGCCGACCGUAACCGGGAACACGUUCCUUUCCGCCAGAGCAAGCUCACUUACACCCUGAAGGAUUCAUUGGGCGGGAAUUGCAACACAGUCCUCGUAGCCAACAUCUGCAGUGAAGCCAUCCACAUUGUGGAGACGCUGUCCACGCUGCGUUUUGCUACCAGAAUGAAAUGGGUGACCACUGAGCCAAUUGUGAAUGAAAAAAUCAACCCCGAGCGAAUGGUGAAAAUUCUGGAAAAAGAAGUCCUUUACCUGAAGGAGGAGCUGGCCAUGCACAACAGCCUGCUAAACCGCCCUCCAGUGUCUUACGAGCCCCUGAAUGAAAUCCAGGUGGCAGAGAUCAGCUCUCAAGUCCGCCGUUACCUCGAUGGAACCAUAGAUGAGUUAGAUAUUUUGAGCAUCAGACAAAUCCACGAAAUAUUCAACCAGUUCAAAAUGAUUUUGGGCCAGCAAGAGCAGGAAGUGGAAGCCAGGCUGCGGAAUAAAUACACCCUGAUAGACAAAAACGACUACGCAACCCUGUCUGCAGUUCAAAAGGCAGGGCUGGUUGAUGCCGAAGGCCACCUGGUUGGGGAAGUUGACGGGCAAGGAUUUGGCAUCGGAGUCGCUCCUUUCUCAUCCAAGCCCGGAGGGAAGAAAACGAAAGCAAAGCGAGGCAAGGAGCAAGUCAGUCCCACUCUGAAGAAGGAAGGCCUGGCGAGUCCUCAAUCUGGGAAGGAUCUGGAGACCCUUUCCCCGUCCCGCAGCCAGGUAGGGGCAGUCACCAAGGACCCGGAGGCAAGGGAGGGCUUGAUCCGUGAGCAGGACGCCGUCAGCUUCGAGACCCAUCGCUCUGACUCCGCACCAAGAGAGGAGCCCAGCACGAGGCCCAGUUCCCCACCUGCAAAGACAGCAGCCUUCGAGGAGUUCAAGAACGAGCGCGGCAGCGAAAUCAACCGGAUAUUCAAGGAGAACAAAGCCAUCCUGAAUGACCGCAAGGGCAAAAUGAACGAGGUCGCCCAGAGAAUCAACGUGCUCAAAACGGAGAUGGACAACAUCAAGCAGGCACUGGACGCCCAGAAAGCUGAACGCGAUCAGCAGGGAGAAUACCAGAGCGAGGACGGACAAAUCAUUAUUGACGAAGAGGAAUUCAUGUUGAUUAUGAAGAUGAAGGACCUGAAGAAACAGUACCGGGUGGAUUACGAGGAGCUACGGAACCUCCGUUCGGAGGUCCAGUAUUGCCAGCACCUGGUGGACCAGUGCCGCAACAGGCUGGUCUCAGAAUUCGAAAUCUGGUACAACGAAUCCUUCCUCAUCCCAGAGGAGGUCCAGGGAGCCUUAAGGCCUGGGGGAGCCAUAAGGCUGGGCAUGAUCCCAAUUAACCGAGUCCUAACUCUGGAUGAAGAUGAACAGGAGAGGUUUGAGCGGAUGCAGCAGGAAGUCCUGCCGUUCUGCCCGGAUUCUGUCUCCUUCUACAAUGCCAAAGCAAAGGUGGACCGGAAGCACAAAUAUGCUGGAGCCAUGUCUACCCUUGAGCAAAUGAGGAAGAAGCCAGGAUCCGUUCAAGCUGCGGUGAAGAACAAGCCCCCUUCCGUCCUCAGCAUCGUGUAGCAGACCCAGAACGCGCCGGGUCUUAUUUCUUACAGGUGGAACUAAAGAAAUGGACCUUUGAGCGCGUCAAAAUAUGUUUUGUUUUCGGAAUAGGCAGAGAGUAUAACAGACGUCUAGGGAAUCUACAUUGUUAAUAACACUUGUACAUUUCACCAAAUGGUAUUCACAGAGAUUGUUAAUAAAUUAGUGAGAGAAAACUUAA